Scomber scombrus (Atlantic mackerel) is the source of this 3448-nucleotide messenger RNA. It is a transcript of the gene nfatc3b, whose product is annotated as nuclear factor of activated T cells 3b. Gene Ontology annotation, cellular component: transcription regulator complex. The transcript has 11 exons. Lineage: Eukaryota; Metazoa; Chordata; Actinopteri; Scombriformes; Scombridae. Gene Ontology annotation, molecular function: DNA-binding transcription factor activity, RNA polymerase II-specific; transcription factor binding; RNA polymerase II cis-regulatory region sequence-specific DNA binding. The record is from RefSeq and is a predicted model, not a curated record. Bases 1 to 2814 code for a protein of 937 amino acids. Gene Ontology annotation, biological process: regulation of transcription by RNA polymerase II; calcineurin-NFAT signaling cascade; cytokine production.
AUGUCCUCCGUUAACUGCACGGAGGAGCUGGACUUCAGACUGAUCUUUGAGGACGACGGGAGACACGCUGCAGGUCCAGAUCUCCAUGUGAGGACGCCUCCCUCCUCCGAGCAGCCCGUCAGCCCGGAGCUGCUGGGUCACCAUCCAUGCCUCCCCGUCGCCAACGACUACCAGCACCUCGGCUACCAAAUCCAAGGGCCCCAGUAUGCAGCCCAGGGGAACCUCAGAGCCUUCGACUGCCCCCAGAUCCAGAUCACCUCCAUCGCCCCUAACAACCAUGUAGAUCCGGGCGGUAUCCAGCAGGCGUUGGCGGUGGGCGGGGCGGAGGGGGGUUACAUGGAGGCGUCGUGGACCCGAGACCAGCUCUUCCUCCCUCUGGACCCCUGUUAUCGGGACCCGGCGCUCUGCCCGAGCCCCUGCAGCAGCCUGUCUUCCAGGAGCUGGAUCUCCGAUCUCUCCUCCUGCGAGUCUUUCUCCAACGUGUGCGAGGACGUGGAAGGGGAGCUGCGCGAUGCCGCCCGCCUCGCCCUCGGCUCCCCUCUCGGGUCACCCGUGGGGUCCCCUGGGUGCGGGGGCGGGGCCUUCGGGGUGGAGCUUUGGCAGCAGAAGUAUCAGCAUCCGUCGGCCUUCAGCCCGGCGCUGUCGCCUCAUCAGUCGCCCCGCCAGUCGCCCUGCCACUCCCCUCGCACCAGCGUCACCGAGGAGAGCUGGCUGCACCGCCGGCCCACCUCCAGGCCGUCCUCCAGACCGACGUCGCCCUGCGGGAAGAGACGCCACUCCAGCGCCGACCCCCGCGCCCGCUCCCCCUCCCCCUCCCCUCACCACUCCCCGAGCCCGACGCCGGGCGCCUCGCCGCGGGGCAGCGUGACGGACGACACCUGGGUGGGAAGCCCCGCCGGAGCCAUGGGGGGGCUCCUCAUGUCCUGUUACCAGGACCUUGACGUCCCCUCGAAGACCAGGAGGACGUCCGGGAGUCAGCUGGGCGACGGCGUACUGGAGGAGCUGAGGACUGUGAUCCCGUUCCAGGAGUCUGCCGGCGGCGGGGGGGGGGAGGAGGCGCGGGAGCAGGAAGGACUGGCCGAGCUCUUCCUUCAGGUGCCCUCACACUUCAGCUGGAACAAACCCAAACCAGGAAACCCCCCUCUGUUCAGGAACUCGUCCCCUCCUCCUCUCGAUUGCCUUCUGCCGAGCCGGUUUGACCAGUAUGAGCUGAAGCUGGAGGUCCAGCCCAAAUCCUACCACAGAGCUCAUUAUGAGACGGAGGGCAGCCGAGGGUCCAUUAAGGCUCUGACUGGAGGACACCCGCUCAUUAAGUUGAGCGGCUACAGCGAGCAGCCGGUCAGCAUGCUGCUGUUCAUCGGCACCGCGGACGACCGAUACCUUCGUCCUCACUGCUUCUACCAAGUCCACCGAGUGACGGGGAAGACUGUCACCACCACCUGCCAGGAGAAGAUCAUCGAAGGCACCAAAGUGCUGGAGAUCCCCCUGCAGCCGGAAAACAACAUGUCUGCCAGCAUCGACUGCGCCGGCAUCCUGAAGCUGCGUAACGCCGACAUCGAGAUGAAGAAAGGCGAGACGGACAUCGGGAGGAAGAACACGAGGGUUCGCGUUGUGUUCAGGGUCGCUUUGCCUCAGCAGGGCGGCCGGACGCUGUGGCUGCAGACGGUGUCCGUACCUGUGGAGUGCUCUCAGCGUUCGGGUCAGGAGCUUCCUCACGUUGACAGCUUCAGUCCGACCAGCUGCUCCGUAGACGGAGGAGACGAGCUGCUCAUCACCGGAUCCAACAUCUGCACACAGUCCAAGGUGGUGUUCAUGGAGAAAGGACAAGAUGGACGAUCGCUGUGGGAGAUUGACGCCAGAGUUUUACCUGAGAAAAGCAGCGGAUCCAGCAUUGUGGUGGAAAUCCCUCCUUACAAUAAGAAGACGACGUGUUCGGUCCAGGUUCAGUUCUACAUCUCCAACGGGAAGAGAAGAAGAAGUCUAACGCACACCUUCACCUACCUUCCCGGAGACCGACGCCACAUGCUCGGAGCCGCCGCCGUUGCCGGGGUCGUCGCCGGGGCAACACUGGUCAAACAGGAGCGCUGGGAGCCGGACCACAUCUCCCACAAUGCACCUGGCUUCUGUCACGACCGAGCGCUCAGCCCAGAUCUGGUUUAUUACGACACCUUCAGCCUCCCGAUGCAUUGUGCUCCUGUUAGCCAGAGCGCUCCUCGUCUUCAUCAUCCUUCCCACACCUCCUUAAUGUUUGCUCACACCUCCUCCUCCUCUUCCUCCUCCAUCCCUCUCCACUCUUCCUUGAUCCCCCUCCAGAGCUUCUCCAUCCCCCCUCAGACCUCCUCCCUGCCUCCCCAAACCUCCGCUGUGCCCCUGCAGAGCUUCACCAUCCCGCCUCAGCCUCCCUCCUCUUCUUCCUCCUCCUCCUCCCUUCCUCCCCAAUCCGCCUCCAUCCCAAUCCCUCCUCUCAGCUCCUCUGGGGGGCAUCAUCACAGGGAUCAGUCGUCUCCGUGUCUGAUCUCCAGGAGAGCCUUCGUGACCCCCACUGCCCCCGCUGUCGCCCCCGUCGUCGUCACCGCUGCCCCCCCGAAGGAGUCGAGAGGGGCGCUGAGCAUCAAACAGGAGCCGCAGGAGCCGAAUCCUGCAUCUCUGGGCCUCCAGGAGAUCACACUGGAUGAUGUGAACGAGAUCAUCGACCGGGACAUCUGCAGCCUGAGCAGCGUCGUCCAGCCCGACCAGUUCGACCAGUACCACCAGUACGACUGGGAGCACAAGUCUGGUGACGCCGCCUUACCGUUCUGUGGAGGUCCUCAGUAGACACGGACCCCCCUCUUCCCCGGUUCUCCUCCUCCUCCUGUGAGAAAGAGAGAGAGGAUCGAACCGGCGGUGCAUCAAACUCUUCAAAGUGCCUGAAAUCCAAUCAGCAGCCUCGUCCUCGUUAAUCAGGGUCACAUGACGUCAGAUUUCUCAGGAAGUAAAAAAAAAAAAAAAGCGAAGACAAACUGGUCAUUACCUCACCACCACGCUGACUAAACCAAAGAUUUUUCUAACUGGUCUCGACUGAAUUGGACGAACUGUAAGAAAACAAGAAAAAGAGAAAGAAAAAAAAAAAAGGAAGAAAAAAAAACCAAACAUCAUCAAAGAGGCUAAAUAUAAAAUCCUGAUGUUAUUUAUUGGCCAGUUAAUUAAUGAAUAAAUCUAUUUUUGAUACUCUGGAGCUCAUCCAGUAAAAAACUAAACCUCCUCUUAUAGCUGAUUAUUACAUUUUUUUAUAGCUUGGUUUUAAACUCUGUACGGUUUACAUUUCCUUCCCUGAAUUAUUACAUUAUUACAUUAUUACUGCUGUUCAACCUGAACUGGGCUUUUUUUUGUUGUUUUUUUUUUGGUUUGACGCUUUAAAAAAGACACUGAAUUAUAGAAAUGUAUCGUAAAGGUUGAAGUAAAAACAGAA